Molecule: messenger RNA, 818 nt
Organism: Pyrus x bretschneideri (Chinese white pear)
Lineage: Eukaryota; Viridiplantae; Streptophyta; Magnoliopsida; Rosales; Rosaceae
Product: protein BUD31 homolog 1
Exons: 4
Coding region: 157-594 (145 amino acids)
Biological process (GO): mRNA splicing, via spliceosome
Cellular component (GO): spliceosomal complex; nucleus
Source: RefSeq, a predicted model, not a curated record
UAAAGCAAAACAAAUCACCAAAAUCUCCUACCAAAAGGGAGCCCGUAGAUAUAUUUCGAAAACCCUAAACCCCCUUUCCGCUCUGCUCCGCAUGUCUUCCCGCCACCUCCACCGCCUCCGCCACCACAGCGUUCUCUUCUCUCCAUCAAGUAUAAAAUGCCGAAGGUGAAGACUAACCGAGUCAAUUACCCAGAAGGUUGGGAACUGAUUGAGCCUACGCUACGCGAACUACAAGCUAAGAUGAGAGAAGCUGAGAAUGAUACUCACGAUGGUAAGAGAAAAUGUGAGACCUUGUGGCCUAUUUUCAAAGUUGCACAUCAAAAGAGCCGCUACAUUUUCGACCUUUACCACCGGAGAAAUGAAAUUUCCAAGGAGUUAUAUGAGUUUUGCCUGGACCAAGGCUAUGCUGACCGCAAUCUAAUUGCAAAAUGGAAAAAGCCUGGUUAUGAACGGCUCUGCUGUUUAAGAUGCAUGCAGCCCCGGGACCAUAACUUUGCCACCACAUGCGUUUGCCGAGUUCCCAAGCAUCUGAGGGAGGAGAAGGUUAUAGAGUGUGUGCACUGCGGCUGUCAGGGCUGCGCCAGUGGAGAUUGAUUAGUGGUCGAGUCCGUUUUACAAAAUGUAAUUCUAGUUAUGGUUGAACCAGGUUAUCGUUGGUACCAUGAACUGUUAGGAAUUUGUAACAUGUAGCUGAUCGUAAUCUUCCCGAAUCUCGAAUGGUAUUAGUAUGCUCUCCUUGUUUUGAACAACUGUUGUGAGCUUCAACUUAACUGCAACUUGUAAGCUGAAAGAAGGAAUACUUAGGAGUUUGCCAUGGA